CGCUGCGAGCGAGUCUGCUGCCGGGCUCAGCGGAUCCGCUCGCCGAGCUCUUAGGCACCCGAGAAGCCGCGCCGGCUGCCGCCAAGGGAAGCCCGGGAGCUACUCUCCGGCCGCGCCGCGCCUCUUGUUCUUCCCCGCGCCGCCCGGAAAGGGCUCCCCGGACGGAGCUCGGCCGAGGCCGGGGUCGCCGCGAGUGGAGGAGGGGGAGGGGAGCGGGGCCGCGGGAAGGCGGGCUGCGCUGGGACGCCGAGCCAGGAAGCGGCGCGAUGCGAGAGCUAGCGGUGGCGGCGCGGCGCUGAGCCCCAGGACCCAGGAACUGCCGCCGGCCGCACAACGGAUCUGCAGGCGCCGAGCAAAAUGCACCCGCGGCGCCGAGCGGUCCUGCAGCCCCGUCGCGGCCCCGCGCCCCGCAGCCCCCCGGGGCGCCUGUGAGCGCCUCCCGCCACCACCGGGGCCCGAUCCGGAGGGCUCUCGGGUGGGAGGGGACGGGGCUACUGGUAACUGUGCCUUGCGAACAAGGAGCCGCCGUUCGAAACGAGAGCCGACCUUCUGCCACCAGCCGAGCACCAGCCAGAGGCACGCAUGGAUUUAUGAAAACACUCAUGCAAGAAGUUGGCAGGACUUGGGCAAACUUUUCCAACUGCUACGCGUCCGCUGCCACCCGCGCCUCGUCUUCUUUCCCCAACUCCUCGCCCGGCGGCCGCUGCUGCCCGCGAUGGUGGCAGGGCUGCUGGGCGGCGGCGGCGGGGCCCGCGGGGGAACUGUGCCGGGCGCCUGGCUGUGCCUGAUGGCGCUGUUGCAGCUGCUGGGCUCGGCGCCGCGGGGCUCGGGGCUGGCGCACGGCCGCCGCCUCAUCUGCUGGCAGGCGCUGCUGCAGUGCCAGGGGGAGCCGGAGUGCAGCUACGCCUACAACCAGUACGCCGAGGCGUGCGCGCCGGUGCUGGCGCAGCACGCCGGGGGCGACACGCCGGGGGCCGCCGCCGCCGCUGCCGCCGCCUUCCCGGCCUCGGCCGCCGCCUUCUCGUCGCGCUGGCGCUGCCCGAGCCACUGUAUCUCGGCCCUGAUUCAGCUCAACCACACGCGCCGCGGGCCCGCCCUGGAGGACUGUGACUGCGCACAGGACGAAAACUGCAAGUCCACCAAGCGCGCCAUUGAGCCGUGCCUGCCCCGGACGAGCAGCGGUGGUGCGGGCGGCCCAGGCGCUGGCGGGGUCAUGGGCUGCACCGAGGCCCGGCGGCGCUGCGACCGCGACAGCCGCUGCAACCUGGCGCUCAGCCGCUACCUUACCUACUGCGGCAAACUCUUCAACGGGCUGCGCUGCACCGACGAGUGUCGCACAGUCAUCAAGGACAUGCUGGCCGUGCCGAAGGCGGCGCUGCUCAACGACUGCGUGUGCGACGGCCUCGAGCGGCCCAUCUGUGAGUCGGUCAAGGAGAACAUGGACCGUCUGUGCUUCGGUGCCGAGCUGGGAAACGGCCCGGGCAGCAGCGGCUCGGACGGGGGCCUGGACGACUACUACGACGAGGACUACGACGACGAGCAGCGCGCCGGGGGCGCCGGCGGCGAGCAGCCGCUGGACGACGACGACGGCGUCCCGCACCCGCCACGCCCGGGCGGCGGCGCUGCUGCGGCGGGCGGCCGUGGGGACCUGCCUUACGGGUCCGGGCGCAGUUGCGGCGGCGGCCGCUCGGCGCCCCGAGGCACCUGGACCCUGGUCGCCUCCAUCUUGCUGCUGUUGCUCGGGCCGCUCUUUUAGCCCUCGCGCCCCCCGCCGUCGACCGCGGGAGAGCCGGGUGCCCGCUGCCGCGCGCGCUCUCUGGCUAGCUCCCGCGCCGGGGCACCUGUGUUCCGGGCUUGCCGCACGGCUUGGGGACCGAUAGAGGAGCUGGUUGGGGAUGCUGCCCCAAACUUUUUCAAGGAACACUCUGCAUAGCUGGUCUCCACGCCACGACUCCUGGUACUUCUUCCCCCAUCUCCUCUCCUGAGCAGGGCUUCUUGGACAUCCUCCCCAUCCCCAUCCCCAGCUCCGAAAACUUCCAGCUCGCCUUCCCUGCAGAAACUGGCCUCGCUGUAGAUCUCAGGACGCCGGUGAUGAAAUGGGCGUGAGGGGCAGAACCGUGUCCCUGUAUUCUGAAGGAAAGGAUGCUGACCAGUGGGGGCUUAACAGUUUCAGUUCGUAAGGGACUGGGCAGGGGAUGCCAAGGAGGAUUUAGAUUGCAAAACGGUUGUCUGUUGCUUGGCAUUUUUCCUCGGAGGGGGGAAAAAGUGCCGGUAUUGAUUUUUUAUUGGUUGACUAGAGGUGGCUAGUGAGGACAUUGCAAUCGUUAAGUAAAUAAAGUUUCACCGAUCCAUUGAUUUACUCUUCGCAUCAGCGUCCAGAAUUCUCAGUCACUCUGCGGGUGGGGGUGGGGUCGUCUUGGGAAUGGGAAGGGAUUAAUAUUCCUAAAUUAGUUUUGGUUAACUUUGAGCCCUUGCCCUUAGUUUCAUUCCUAGCACUCUGAUCACUUAGCACAUUUCUUAGGAUUAAGGGUCAAUAAAUGCUGAUCUAAAGAGUUGUUUCUGGUAUGGAACAAUGCCACUUUUUAUUUAAAAGAGCUCUGCACUGUCAUCUAUGAAAGCCUCUUUAUGAUGUUUGUUUUGUUGUCGUUUUUAUUCUUUACAUUAAGAAAUUGUACAAAUAUGCGGAGGAAUUGUAUUGCCUCGGCACUUAUCGGGGUGCUAAACUCUGGUAAAUGGUAUAUAAAGUGUAUUUAAAACUGGGGUUUGUUACCAGUUGCUGUACUUUGUAUAUAAAACUUUUAUAAAUUGUAUGCUUCAGAAAUAAUUUAUUUUUAAAAAGAAAUUAAAAAGUUUUAAAUCCACAUCCAUGUUAUACCUCCCCCCCCCCCAUAUGUACAGAAUCCAUUUGUCAUCCGGGAUCCAGACUACAGCCCAUAGUGAAGUGUGCUCUAACUAGAACAGUCUUAAAUGUACAGUGUAUUUUAUAGAUUUGACGUUAACAUUCUUAUUUUCAAAAGAAUUUAUGGACAUUGUAGAAAUGUAUAAAUGCAUUUCCAAACUGCCUUAAACAUUGUAUUUUUAUAGACAUCGUUUAAAAAAAAAAGUUAUGUUUUAAAAUAA
This is a messenger RNA of Choloepus didactylus (southern two-toed sloth), 3120 nucleotides long. RefSeq names its product growth arrest specific 1 (gene GAS1). Gene Ontology annotation, cellular component: plasma membrane. The transcript has a single exon. Lineage: Eukaryota; Metazoa; Chordata; Mammalia; Pilosa; Megalonychidae. The record is from RefSeq and is a predicted model, not a curated record. Gene Ontology annotation, biological process: negative regulation of mitotic cell cycle. Bases 716 to 1756 code for a protein of 346 amino acids.